AGCGAAGCGGGCUAAAUCGCGGCGUCAUGUGGGCAUGCGGCCCGGCAUCCAAAGGAGCCCACCGCCGUCGAGUCGUUAAUCCUCACCCGACUUGUUCCCCUUCCUUCCCUCGCACCGGCUCCUGCUAGAUCUCCAUCAAUCUCCGCGCGCUCUGCAUCAGAUCCACGAAUUCAGAUUGGAGCAGAUCCAGAAGUGGAGAUCCAGAUUUCAGAUCCAUUCCUCCUCCGUGGCCGCACCCGGGGGGUUAAAUCUGAACCCUACGCCAUGGCGGAUCUCGCCGUGGCGCCGCCGCAACCGGCCCCGGCCCCGGCGACGGACCUCUUCGGCGAGCCAAUCGAGGCGCACCCGCCGUGGUUCAAGCCCGACUCCUUCCUCCGCGUUGACUUCGACCCGGACGCCUACGUGGCCGAGCUCCGCACCUACGUGCCCCUCGAGAGCCUCGCCGCCGAGCUCCGCGCCCACCUCGCCGCGCUCCGCGCCGAACUCGUCGGCCUCAUCAACCGCGACUACGCCGACUUCGUCGGGCUCAGCGCGCGACUCAAGGGCGUCGACGCGGCCGCGGCGCGAAUGCGCGCGCCGCUGGCCGAGCUCAGGGACAAGGUCGCCGGGUUCCGCGCCGCGGCAGCCGCUGCGCUGGCCGCGCUCCGUGCGGGGCUCGAGCAGCGGGCGGCUGCCACUGCCGCUCGCGAGCUUCUAGAGCUGCUUCUCGACACCUCUCACGUCGUCUCCAAGGUUGAGAAAUUGAUCAAGGAAUUGCCAACCGCUCCAUCUGAUUCGUCAAAUGUUGAAGUGCAUUUAGUUGAUAAGGGCUACCCAAGCAAUGACCCUGGAGCACCAAAUGCGGAGGCUGGGACAGGUGUCAGAGAAACUCAAAGCAUUCUCUUAGAAAGAAUAGCCAGCGAGAUGAACCGACUUAAAUUCUACAUCAGUCAUGCACAGAACCUUCCUUUCAUUGUGAACAUGGACAAGAGGGUCCAAGGUGCCACAAAACUACUUGAUGGUAGCUUGGAGCGUUGCUUUGUGGAUGGUCUAGAACAUCGUGAUGCAAGAGUAAUAUACAACUGUUUGCGUGCUUAUGCUGCUAUUGACAAUACAUCUUCAGCUGAAGAUCUUUUCCGCAUAACGGUGGUGUCCCCAUUGAUUCAAAAAAUUGUCCCUCAAAACUAUGCAAAAGCAGUUGCUGGGGUAUCGUCUGAUGAACUGGAAGAUGAUUACCAGAAGAUAAAGCAAUGUGUAGAAAAGGAUUGCAAAUUUAUUUUGGAAAUAUCUUCAUCAGCAAACUCUGGACUGCAUGUUUUUGAUUUUCUGGCGAAUUCAAUACUCAAAGAAGUCCUUUCUGCGAUCCAGAAAGGCAAACCUGGGGCCUUUUCUCCUGGAAAACCUAAAGAGUUCCUGAAAAACUACAAAGCAAGCUUAGGAUUCCUUGAUUUUCUUGAAGGUUACUGUUCCUCCAAGUCUGCUGUAACAAAGUUCCGCUCAGAGCCUGCUUACACAGAUUUCAUACGACAAUGGAAUGUUGGUGUAUACUUUUCAUUAAGGUUUCAGGAAAUUGCUGGUGGCCUUGAUUCUGCUCUUACGGCCACAAUUAGCCCUGUUGGAAUGCAAGAGAAUCAAGGGAAGCCGAAAGCGUUGUUGUUGAAGCAGAGUAUUAAGCUCUUAGAAAGUUUGCAGUCCUGUUGGAGUGAUGAGGUUCUUGUUUUCUCGCACUCCGAUAAAUUCCUCCGUUUGUCUUUGCAACUUAUUUCAAGGUAUACCACAUGGCUUUCUUCUGGUCUGUCUGCACAUAAAGAUUCUGAUGGGAGCUCAAGUUCACUUGCAGACGCUGAAUGGGCACUACCUGUACCUGCUGAGGAUUUCAUAUAUAUAAUGCAUGAUGUACAUGCUGUAAUUGGUGAGCUUUCAGAAUCAGGCAACAUCAUUGGACAUGUAAAUCAGUUGCUAGCAUCAUGCCCCAUUGAAGUACUUAAUCUUGUGAAACAAAGUAUACUGCAAGCUGUUGAACCUUUAAAGGAACUGUUGCCUGCCAUUAUGAAUGUCAUGAUUGGAGUCAUACUUAAAAGGUCUAAUGAGGACCUGAAGCACCUGAAGGGCAUUACAGCGACCUAUAGGAUGACCAAUAAACUUCCAGCGAGGCAUUCUCCAUAUGUAUCUGGGAUUUUACAUCCACUAAAGGUGUUUCUUGAUGGGGAGCGUAUCCAUUAUUUAUCAGAAGAUGAUAAAACUAAGUUGCGCCAUGGAUCUACGGACAAGAUCACUGCAAUUUACUAUGAUUUGGUCUCCGAAGUUGUCAAUGUGGCAAGGAAAACCGAGUCUUCAUUGCAAAGGCUGCGCCAGGGUGCACAAAGACGAGUAGGGGCCAGUACUGAUGCCUCAGAUAACGCCAUAUCUGAUACAGACAAGAUCUGUAUGCAGCUAUUUCUUGAUAUUCAGGAGUAUGCACGGAAUCUCCGCGCGAUAGGAAUAGAUGCAAGAGAAAUUGAUUCCUACAGAGCUCUAUGGCAGUGUGUUGCCCCAAAAGACAAACAAGAAAACAUUCAGUUUUGAUGUAAAGAACGUUGUCAGUGUAUAGAAAUAUUUCCCGUAGGUCCCUCAACAUGCAUAGGUGCAUUUGGCGCUGUUCAUUUUGAUUACCGUCGAUGUAUCGUCUCAGUUGCCUCCGGAUUUUACAGGGAUAGUCCAAGAUUUGAGAAUGUGUAUCAAAAUCUGAUUUCAUCGAAAUACAUUCUGUUGGGAAAUGGUUC
This is a messenger RNA of Phragmites australis (common reed), 2741 nucleotides long. Its product is annotated as conserved oligomeric Golgi complex subunit 2-like. Gene Ontology annotation, cellular component: membrane; COG complex. Gene Ontology annotation, biological process: protein transport; intra-Golgi vesicle-mediated transport; Golgi organization. Bases 265 to 2544 code for a protein of 759 amino acids. The record is from RefSeq and is a predicted model, not a curated record. The transcript has 12 exons. NCBI's taxonomy places the organism in Eukaryota, Viridiplantae, Streptophyta, Magnoliopsida, Poales, Poaceae.